ACACCGCUCCUCUGCAGCCCUGAAGCAGACAGCCUGGUUUCUUGGACGUCAUAUGAUAAGGCUGGAGAAAAGCCAGCAGGGCCCCCGUUUGGAGAGGAGGACCCAUAUCUCAGUCAACGCGCGCAAGCCAGGGCCCCCUUUAUCUCUACAAGGCAGGGAGGCGUAUCCCUCCCCCCCUCCCUCCCUCUCUCUCUCCCACUCCCCUUCACAUACCACUCUGACUCCCUCUCUCUCUCUCUCACCCCUACACUAACUACAACCUGCCUCAGACGACGCCCCAUCGCCCGUGAGAUUCCCAGAACCGAGGGCAGCGCCAAGUCCGUCGUGCGUCUUUUUCUUCGCUCGAGAGGAAACCCAUCGGGCUUUUAUUAUUGUCGGGCUGUGCGCUCAGGAGGCUGCCCACGGCAUCACCUCAGCAAUAACAAGAGGGGUGCCAGCCAGCAGAAGAGGAAGAAGAGGAGGAGGAGGAGGAGGUGGCGGCGGUGGUGGUGUUGGUGGAGGAGGAGGAGAAGGGGAAGGGGUGUUAGAGUAUCCAGAAUUGACGCUCAGAAAUAAACAAGGAGACACCCUUGUUUUUGGAAGACGUCUGUGGCGGGAAGCGACAGGGAUCUGCAACUGAGAUGGCUGAGGUGUCACAAGAGGAGAGACUCCAGGCCAUCGCUGAGAAGAGGAAGAGGCAGACGGAGAUUGAAAACAAGAGGAGGCAGCUGGAUGAUGACCGACGGCAACUCCAGCAUCUCAAGUCGAAGGCACUGAGGGAGCGCUGGUUGUUAGAUGGAGCUCCUGCAGAGGAGGAGACCCAGAAGCGUCUGCAGGAGGACGAGGUGAAGACCAAACUCCUGGAGCAGGUCAUCCUCAGGCUGGAGCAAGAGAUUGAAGAGCUGGAGACAGACGCGCCAGCCAAUAAGGGUGUGGCCAAAGAAAAUGGAGGUGAAAACGGAGUAGUGCAGAGCUCUGGUCAGACCCCCAAGAGAGAGGUGACAGGGAUUGAGGCCAAGUUGCUGGGUCCCAGUCCUGACCAAGCUAGCGCAGACAACCCCGUCACCCUCGUGUUUAUGGGUUACAAGACCGUUGAGGAGGAGCAGGAGACCCGCACUGCCUUGGGAAUGGAAGGGGUGGAUGGCAACGUCAAGGCUGAGUUUGUUGUGAUUGAGGAUGGGGAGGGGAAAGCGGGAGGAGAGGCGGCCACAGCAGAGCAGGCUCCACCCAACGGGAGCAUGGCGGAGAAAGAAAAGGCUAACGGAGGUGGAGAGGAAGGAGAGAAGGAAAAUGAGAAGAAACAGACCUGCAAAUGCUGCACGGUCAUGUGAGCUGUGUGUGUGUGUGCGUGAGAGUGUGUGUGCACGUAUGUAGUAUAUGUGGGUGUGUGUGUGUGUGUGAGUGCACACCUGCUCCUAUGCAGGCACGUGUGCCAUUGCAUGUGGCAGAUGUGUGUAGCUUUGUGUUUGUGUGUGUGUGUGUGUGUGUGUGUGUGUGUGUGUGUGUGUGUGUGUGUUUGUCUGUGUGUCAGAACUGGAAAAAGAAAAACAAAAAACCGAAGUACAGUACCACAGCCGAUAUACCAACAAUGAGAGCCAAUACAAGCUCCAGCUACAACAACAACAACAAGAACCACAAAGACUCAUAAGUACACUUUACUCUGUAUACUUUCUCUGAUAUGUAUUUGACUUUUGAUUUCUAUUGAUAUUUUUCUAUUUUUCUGUCUUGACAUUUAUAUUGUAUUCAGUAUGUAUAUCUUUAUUAUGGGACUGUGUACUGUAAGUUCAUUGUUAUUAUUGUUGGAAAAAAAAAAUGUAUUAGCUCUCUGGAUUGUACUGCGACCCACCGGGAGGAAAUCUGGAAAAUCAUCUAAGUCAAAACAGCAAACUAUGAAGGACACAGAUACUUAAAUAUAUAUAUUUCUCUGUGUAGGCCUACCAAUUAUUUAUCGGUCAAUUUCAUAUUGCAAUAUUGUCUAAGAUAUUAUUUUAAAUAGUAUUUUAAUAUAUUGAUAUGAAAUUAUGUUUUAUACAAUGUAUUUAUUGUUUUUUGGUUCUCUAUAUCAUCUCAAACCAUUAACUGCAUGUAAGCUUGUAAGCACUACCAGAUCCGCUUUACAAUCAUAACAAGUGUCUGUGCUUUUCUUAGACUCAUACGUGCUCAUAUCUUUAGUCACACAAGUCGCUCUAUCAGUAACAGUUAACACAUAAUUGGCAGUGUUAGAGAUGCGCAUUAAGUUUAAAAAAAAAGAAAAAAAAAGAAAUCCACUGCACGGAGACAAAGAGGCUGAUUAGAAACAGUGGCCAUAUCGCAAAAAAAAACAAAAAAAACGCAUUAGCUUCUCAUAGAUAACUAUAUGUGACACAUGUACAUGAAGAUCACAGCUUUUGUAUUUUUGAAAUAAGACGGCUACACUCACUUUAUGAUCAAAAAAACCCCAUUGCGCAAUGAUUAGAAACCGCUUAAAUCAUUUUGUUCUCUCAAACAGUAGAAUCAAUGUAAAUCUUAUGAGGUAGCACUGCAUGAAGCCUUGCAACUGUUUUGACUUGUCUUGUCACUUGUUAGGUCUUUAUUAUAUGCUAUCACGUUCACUUGAAUGUAAAUCCAGGGGUUAAAUUGGGAUUCGUUCUACCGUAACGAGAAGAGGUUGGGCUUGCUCAGCUCGCCAUUCAACAACAACAACAACAACAACAACAAAAAAAGAAAGAAGCAUUUUGUCUCUUUAUGAACCAAAUAAAAUCUGAUGAUACUGUAAUUUCACUGUGUGUUGGUCAGCUGCUGGUUUCUGUCUUGUUCGCUCCCAGUUUAACCCCUGACUCUUUGUCUGUAGACCUGGGCCCAAUAGUACUUUAAUAGAUUUACAGGAAAAAAAAGAUUUGGGGCUUUUGAAUAGACGUUUCUCACAAAUACAGAUACUCUCUCUCUCUGUCUCUCUCUUCAGCCUAAGAACACUAUAUGAAAAUGUAGUUGUGCCCAGAAGCUUUUUAGUAAUUGCUGUAUUAGAAACGGGCCACAUUCUAUAUAAAAAAAAUAACAGUCUAACUAUUUUAAACUGUGCAGGUUGUUAGCAAGACAAAUCAUGCAUAUGCACUAUAGCAAUUUAAAGCCCUAAAGAACCUAUUGAAAUACAGUUUGGCCCAGUAGAGGCCAUUGGACAGUCCUGGUCAGUGAUUCUGUGCCAUCAGUUCUUCUACUCAUCCCUCUUCAUCUACCACCCAUGUCUCUGAUUCACCAACAUCACCAUUAUCUCAUCAUCACACAACCCCACCCUCUAUGCUCGUAGACACGCAGUUCAAAAACCUCUGAAGUUGGUGCUAAUCACGAGUCUCGUCUAAACAAAAAAACACUCUCCAUCCACCAACUGUUUUUUUUUUCUUUCUUCUUGUUCACGUUCUUACUCAAACCGCUGGUGACGGGGGGGAUUGUAGGAAUCUACUGCCUCCUGCAUACACUUACUGAGUCUUUCGCAACCUUCAGUGCCAGAUGCAUUCUCUCAAGUCCUGCCUACAUUUACCACCAGAGAAAUCAUCCCUUCUUACAUUCCAUAGGGAGGUCAACAGGCGUGGACGGAUGAAAUAUAGUCUAUGCUUUCCAUAUGUACAGUUCCACGGUAAUUGUACGACUUGCAACCUUGUUUCUUAUACUGACUCAUGUUUAUUUUUUCUUUCCUAUGGCCUCUUUGCAAGGCGGUAUAUUGUAUUUGAUGUGUGUAUUUUUAAAAAAAAGAACGAUGACUACAUCUGUGUAUUGUUGGUGCCUUUGUCAGGUUCAGUUGGUUGGACUUGUCUGUCUGCUGCCAUUUUUAGACCGGGGUUUUUACUUGCUCUGCUCCUGGUCAUGAUGACCCAAACACUGCCUUCUAGUCUAGAGGGUCACUUCACUAACUAUGAUUGAAUAUUAUACUCAUUUUUCACGUGAUAAAUAAAUGCAGCUCAGAUUAUACUAUAGGUAAUUUGCAGACUACUGUUGGUGUCUUUAAAAAAA
Molecule: messenger RNA, 3963 nt
Organism: Larimichthys crocea (large yellow croaker)
Lineage: Eukaryota; Metazoa; Chordata; Actinopteri; Sciaenidae
Gene: palm1b
Product: paralemmin 1b
Exons: 6
Coding region: 621-1310 (229 amino acids)
Biological process (GO): regulation of cell shape
Cellular component (GO): membrane
Source: RefSeq, a predicted model, not a curated record